UUUCUGGGUCAUAAGCAUUAUCCUCGACUCGAGUGUUUUUCUAGUCACCAUGAGAAGCUUGAGGUUUUAUUCCGAAAGCCACCGGGAAAGAUAUCCAACGCUUUUGCUUCGCUUACUCUAUCGAGACGCUGUCAUAUUCUUUACAUUUAGUAUUUUAAAUAGUGCUCUUGUUAUUUUUGCAUGGACUGUUUUCUCUGAUGGUCCCAUAAACAACAUCCCCGUAACGUUUACUGUCCCUCUCCUCAAUAUCGCUGGCCAGCGGCUCGUUUUGAACUUGCGCUCGACAAUGGCACAUUCACAGCGGCAUGCUAUGGAUACCACCCGGCUGGAUCAAGAAGUGAGCCGCCAAAUUCGGGCCUUUGUUGGCGUCGAAUCAGAUCCGAUGCUGAGUGGCCAUGAAUGCAACUGCGCCCUUGGAUGCGAGUGCGUUUGCGACGACCAGGAUGUUGCUCUGCCUACUUCAAGUUCAUGCUGCGAGCAUCAGCUAGCAGAACGGGUUGAGAGACAACGGCUUGGGGAUGUGGAACUGACUGAAGUAGCUGAUAGUGAAGAUGUUGAUAGCUAUUACGCGAGAAAUUCCUGAGUGUGUGUAGAUAUACUUAUAACUGGUUAAUUGAUAGCAUUGAUUUAUGCUGCGGUGCAAUUCUAAUAAUUCUUUUAAUUGCUCAGUGUACGUUCUGCUUUUUGGAGGAACGGAGG
Molecule: messenger RNA, 699 nt
Organism: Serpula lacrymans var. lacrymans S7.9
Lineage: Eukaryota; Fungi; Basidiomycota; Agaricomycetes; Boletales; Serpulaceae
Exons: 7
Coding region: 50-583 (177 amino acids)
Source: RefSeq, a predicted model, not a curated record